This is a messenger RNA of Purpureocillium lilacinum, 609 nucleotides long. RefSeq lists its product as uncharacterized. Gene Ontology annotation, cellular component: actin cytoskeleton; cytoplasm; Arp2/3 protein complex. The record is from RefSeq and is a predicted model, not a curated record. Gene Ontology annotation, biological process: regulation of actin filament polymerization; Arp2/3 complex-mediated actin nucleation. Gene Ontology annotation, molecular function: actin filament binding. NCBI's taxonomy places the organism in Eukaryota, Fungi, Ascomycota, Sordariomycetes, Hypocreales, Ophiocordycipitaceae.
AUGUCCAUCAUCCAGCAACACACCAGCGCGUCGCUCAGCGACGCCUGGCGCACCAUCAACAUCGACGCCCUGACCGAGGACUCGAGCGUCAACUUCGACACCUCGACGCUGCACCCCCCGCAGCCCGAGAUCUCAGAGGCGGAGGUGCGCCAGCUCGCCGGCCAGGUCAGGCAGCUGCUGAGGGGCGGCGACGCCGAGGGCGCCCUGCGGGGAUGCCUGGAGACGCCCGUCUACAACGGAACCGACGGGGCAAAGGAGGCCCAUCUGCAAACAAUCAUCGAGGUCCUGCAAUCCAUCAAGGCCAGCGACAUGAGCCCGCUCCUGCGCGGCAUCUACGAGUCCCCCGGCGGCAGCGAGUCCCUGGACGUGCUCAUGAAGUACAUCUACAAGGGCAUGGCCAUGGGGUCAAACGGCGGCGCCGGGCGCACGCCCUCCAAGGUCACGCCGCAGUCGACGGGCGGCUUCAGCCAGAUUGGCGCGCGGCCCGGCGUGUCCAACGAGCCCGCAACGGCCGCCAUGAGCGUCCUGCUGAGUUGGCACGAGAAGCUGGUGGACGUGGCUGGCCUGGGCUGCAUUGGGCGGACAAUGACGGACUGGCGCAGGGUGUAA